Molecule: messenger RNA, 1077 nt
Organism: Echinococcus granulosus
Lineage: Eukaryota; Metazoa; Platyhelminthes; Cestoda; Cyclophyllidea; Taeniidae
Product: ubiquitin C
Exons: 1
Coding region: 1-1077 (358 amino acids)
Biological process (GO): ubiquitin-dependent protein catabolic process
Cellular component (GO): cytosol
Molecular function (GO): polyubiquitin modification-dependent protein binding
Source: RefSeq, a predicted model, not a curated record
AUGAAGGUAAAGAUUGUUCACAACUCGCAGAAACUCUUUAACAUUAAUGUCACCGAGAAGACGACCAUCAAAGACCUGAAGCAGGCCAUUAGUCGAAACAUCGGCUUGCCACCUGAGGAUCAAGUUCUCACUGUUCGUGGAAUUUUCCUCGAAGAUGAGCAUUCUCUUGGCGACUAUCGGCUUCCUAAGCCCGAUAUGGUUGCUCCUAUCGUUCUUUACCAACGAGCAAGUUAUAGAAAGCCAACAUCUAUUCGCGUCUCUGUUUCUGCCGACAAAACUGUUUACCUGUCGAUCUGUCUAGAUUCUAAAGUAAGCGAAUUGCGUUCAGCUAUUGAGGAGAAGCUGAACAUCUCUACGAAUGAGACCUCUGAGAUGCGCCUUAUCUUUGACCAUUGGAUUCUGGAAGAUAGCGAAGUUUUGGAGCAUUACGGUAUCAAAAAGAAUUCAUGUAUUGUUGUCGCUAGACGUUUUGUUGGUAGUCCUCUUAAUGAUGCAGAGGAACACUCGAAAAAGUUAUCCAGGCAAAGUGAUGUGGUACCUAAAAUAAGGCUAAAUAUUAUGACUCGUGAUGGCGAGGUCUUUGAUUUCUCUUUCGUGAAGAAGGUCACGCUCUGUGAAGUUGUUGGAGAGAUAGAGAGGAAAACUGGCAUUCCCGCGGCGCAUCAAAUCUUUACUCUACGAGAAGAUCUUCCACACGUGACCGAUCUGACGAAGAGCCUGGAGGAACUCGGCCUCAACGAUGGCGACACAGUGUACCUGGCAGACGCUCGUUCUACUAACAAUGAAGUCAAAAGGAACGCGCCACAGAGUCCCAGCAGUACUACGAUGGUGCUGCACUUCAGGGACAGGCAAAAUGCCUUUUCCAUUCCGAUGUCCCAUGAGGCCACAGUGCAGGAUGCGAUGGAUUCAUUGAGAAGGGAGAUUAGUGGGAAUCCUGGUCCCCUUUGGUUGAAAAACACAGUGGAUGGGAAUUACAUGCAAGACUAUGGGACACGGUUGUCUGAUCUCGGUCUAAAAGAUGGCAUGACUAUUGAGUAUGUGUAUCUUCCAGCCAAAACAGAAUGGACUUCGAAAUGA